CUUUGUCAUAUAUAUUGUUACUUUCUUUGUAAUUUUCUUCCCUUAUCAUCUUCCUGUCGAGUUUAUAUCUGGUUGUAUACUCCUAUGCCAUUGGGGUUUUAAAUUAAUGUAAGCACUAGAUUUUGACCCGCGCUUUCAAAGCGCAGAAUCAUUUCUUUUUAAAAAUUCAUUUAAAUUAAUAAAUAUUUGUCUAAUCUAUAUUUUAAUAGAUUUUAUAUUUGUUUAUAGUAAUUUUUUAUAAUUUUGUCUGCUUUUUUUAUUGUAUAAUAAUAAAUUUGUGUACUAAUUAAUUUGUGCAAACUUCAACUCAACAAAUUUAAUCAUAUUGUGAUUAUAUAUUUGCUAAGGUUAUUUAUUUACAAUUUUAACAUAUUAAUUAAAUAUUAUAUGAAAAAUGUAAUAGACAUUACGUUUUUCAUUCUACAUAUUUUUAAAUAAUGCAUAAAUAUUAAAUUAUAAUUACACAAAUAUUAAACAAUAAUUAUGUAUUUAAAUUGACUUAUAAUUGUUUUUAAAAGAAAAUAUUGUUAGGCUUCUUUGACUUUAAGUUUUUAAAUUAUUGGGCUGUUUUGUUUAGUUGGACAAAAGCAAAUGUGUUGGGCUUUUAAUUUCUAAAAACUAUUAAAAGCAAUGGAAAAAAGAAAUGGAAUGUUUUGUAAUUAAUAGGAAAAUUCAGGGGCAGAUUCAUAAGAAAGAUUCUGCUUUAAUAGUAUUGAUUUUUUUUUUUGACGUCCUUUUUUAAUAGUAUUGAUUUGGUGUUCAAAAGAAUCAAGAUUAUGAAAACAUGAAAACCAAGAAGAAUAUGGAAAUAUCAAUAAGAAUAUUAAUAUCUGAAAAUAUAACUUUAUCUCUGUAAUAUAUUAUUUCCAUAUUACUUUGGGAAGUUAGAUUAUUAACUCACUAUAUAAGUAAUUGAUUGGUAAAACAUUAGCAUUAGCAUUAUGCUCUACAUUAUACAAUUAACAAUUAUUACAAAAGCAUUAUUAAAUGCUAAUGUUCUCCAAAUGCUCACCGGUCAAUGCUCUCAUAUGAAGCUUUUAGAAAAGUAUUUGCAUUUAUAAUUUAUAAAAUUAAAAAAAAAUAUAUAAUUAAUUCAUUUAUUUUAUUUAAUAAUAUCAUAAAAAUUAUUUUUAUAUCCAAAAAAAAAUUUUGAUUUCUAAAAUUGAUUUACAACAAAAAUAUUUUUUAAAAAAGGUAUUUCACAUUUAAAAUAUGAUUUAAUUUAUUUUAAAUGUGAAAUAUUGUUUUUAAAAUAGAUAUUUUAAUUGGAUUGGAUUGUUGUCUUUCUUAUGGCUCAGCAUGGGAGCUGGGUGUUCUCAACUCUUGUCUGACAUGCAGUCUUUCAAGGCAGCAAAUCCUGGUUGUAUUUUGGAAGAUUUUGUGAGAUGGCAUUCUCCUUCAGACUGGACUGAGAAUGAUACCUCUUCUGGAGAUGACUCUUCUCCCCUACGAGGUCAAUUAAGUACCAGGAUGCAAAAAGAAGAUAAUUUAUGGAGUGAUCUGUGGGAAACAGCUAAACCACUGCCUGCUGUUAAACAAACUCCUCUCUAUGAUGAAGAUUUAGUUGUGGAAGGAAUUUUGAAUUCUUUGGAAGAUAUUCCAGCUGCUGAAUUAUUCGAGCAGCUGUUUGUUUCUCUUGUUGCCCUGGGAUUUGUAAUGGUGGAUCCAGUAGUAGCCACAAACCAAGACUUGACAAAGCUUUUCUUCGAAUGCAAGGAGUAUGUAGUGGCGAUUUGCCAGUGAGGCGCAUGCACUGAUAAGCUUGAUGAUCUCUGCCAGGUCUAUGAGACCGUGGAAACAAUGUUAAAACGUCCAGAAGAAGUGUUGAGAUCAAUGAAGCAGACGACAGAGGAGUCGCCAUCAAGUGGGAAUGAAACAAAACGGCGGUUCAAGAGACUCGGCUUCAUCUUCCGUGGUAAAGAAGGAAACCAGAAGAGAGUUCCAUCAGAAACUGAACAGAAGAGUAGGGAACCGAGCCCGCGCCAAUCAUUCUCUAGUCUUUUUGAUGGAAAGUCGUCUCUGUUUGCAAAGAAACCUCCUAGACCUGAUAAUGGGACUCUAAUCUGAAAUUCUUUUCAUAUUUAUUUCAUUUGUUUAUUUUGAGUCAUUUCUCAAUAUAUUUUUGUUAUGGGUUUUACUCAGGGCCGUCUCAAAUUAAUUUUAGACCCUGUUCAAAAAAAUUAUUAAUCGUAUAUUUUAUCAAGUAAUUUAAAAAACUAAUAACUAUGUCUAAUUUUUUUAAUUAUAAAUUCUAAAUUUAGCAUUAUAUCUAAAAUUUUAAAGUUUUUUACCAUAAUUUUUCUAUAUAUUUUUUAAAAAAAUUAAAUUUUUUAUUUUUAUAUUUCGAACCAUGUUGACCGCUCCACUUGCGCGUGCUGUUAGACGGCCCUCGGUUUUAGGCUGAUCAAUUGAUUGGUAACUGUAAAUUCAAAACAUUUGUUAGAUGGGAACUUGAAUAUGAUGAAAUGAAAAUGUAUAAGAUUAUGAAAA
Brassica rapa (field mustard) is the source of this 2490-nucleotide messenger RNA. RefSeq names its product rab3 GTPase-activating protein catalytic subunit-like. NCBI's taxonomy places the organism in Eukaryota, Viridiplantae, Streptophyta, Magnoliopsida, Brassicales, Brassicaceae. Gene Ontology annotation, biological process: positive regulation of GTPase activity. The record is from RefSeq and is a predicted model, not a curated record. Gene Ontology annotation, molecular function: GTPase activator activity.